GCUGUGCUUCAUCGCUAUAUGUACCGUGUGUUUGUGAAAAUCUCACAAAUGGCAAUCAGAAUCUUCUUGUGAGCUGUUGUUCUGAUAUUUUCUGUAUUUUCUCUCUACAGAAAUUUUUUUUUUAUAUAUCUGCCAAAAUGAUCAGCCGAAAUACCAAAAAUGUGCUUGUGGUGUCUUUUGGAUUUUUGUCCUUGUUCACGGCGUACGGAGGACUGCAGGCUCUACAGAGCAGCCUGAACGCCGAGGAGGGGAUGGGCGUUAUCUCGCUGAGUGUCAUUUACGGAACCAUCAUCCUGUCCUCCAUGUUCCUUCCCCCCAUCAUGAUCAAGAACCUGGGCUGUAAAUGGACCAUCUUCCUCUCUAUGGCCUGCUACAUCAGCUAUUCGUUUGGAAAUCUCCUCCCUGGAUGGCCGAGUCUGAUCGCUACAUCUGCUGUCCUGGGUUUGGGCGGUUCCCCACUUUGGUCUGCUAAAUGCACAUACCUCACUAUCAGCGGCAACUUUCAAGCAGAGAAAGAAAACAAGAAAGGCCAGGAUAUCAUAAACCAAUACUUUGGCGUGUUCUUUCUAAUCUUCCAGUCAUCAGCUGUCUGGGGAAACCUCAUGUCGUCGCUGAUAUUUCAACAAGAUGCUAAUAUAGCCGACAUUCCUGAGGAGAGACUGCAGUUCUGUGGUGCUGCUCUGUGCAACGAGAACUUUACCACCACGGGGAACUUCACACGCCCGGAGCAGAACCUCGUCAACAUUCUGAUGAGUUGCUAUAUCGGUGUGGGAGUUCUGGCGAUGAUCCUAGUGGCAGUUUUCCUGGACAACAUUGAUGGAAAAGAAGCGAAGGAAUUUCGGAGGAACAUAGGCAACCAGAAGUUCUGCAGUACCUUCCUGGCCACGUUCAGGCUUUUAAAAGAUAAGAGGCUGAUAAUGCUCAUUCCAUUGACGAUGUACAGUGGGUUCGAGCAAAGCUUUCUCGCCGGAGAAUACACCAAGAAUUAUGUGACGUGUGCACUGGGAAUACAUUAUGUUGGCUUUGUGAUGAUCUGCUUCGGUGCCGUGAACUCGGUGAGCUCUUACGUGGUCGGGAAGCUCGCGCAGUACACCGGCAGGAUCGCCCUCUUCAGCUUGGCCGCUGUGAUCAACCUGAGCUCUGCGAUAGCUCUGCUGUACUGGAGGCCUCACCCGGACCAGCUGCCCGUCUUCUUCGUGUUCCCUGCGCUGUGGGGCGUGGCAGACGCUGUGUGGCAAACCCAAACCAACGCUCUCUACGGCACGCUGUUCGCUGAGCACAAGGAGGCAGCGUUCGCUAACUACCGCAUGUGGGAGUCUCUGGGCUUCGUGAUAGCCUUCGCGUACAGCACGUUUAUCUGUCUGUCCACCAAACUCUACAUCCUGAUCGCAGUGCUGCUACUGAACAUGCUGACGUACCUCUGGGUGGAGUACAACGAGUACAAGCAUCCUACUGAAGCAGUCAGAAAGGACAUGGGCAAGCUAGACGAGGUGUACCCCAACGACCUGGAGAAGAAACAGAUCAUUAGUCAGACAAGGUUAUAGGCUGGGAGAUGUUGACCAAGAGAGUAAAAUCUGUUUUUUUUUUGUUAAGGCAUAAAUUGUGGCUUCUUUAGUCAUGGCUAAUGUAUUUGCAAUAAAAAAUUAUCUAUUUUAUUAUAUAUACAGAUGUUUAUUUAAUAAUAAUAAUAAUAAUAAUAAUAAUAAUAACAAU
Molecule: messenger RNA, 1713 nt
Organism: Clarias gariepinus (North African catfish)
Lineage: Eukaryota; Metazoa; Chordata; Actinopteri; Siluriformes; Clariidae
Gene: unc93a
Product: unc-93 homolog A
Exons: 8
Coding region: 138-1544 (468 amino acids)
Source: RefSeq, a predicted model, not a curated record